Molecule: messenger RNA, 1377 nt
Organism: Lasiodiplodia theobromae
Lineage: Eukaryota; Fungi; Ascomycota; Dothideomycetes; Botryosphaeriales; Botryosphaeriaceae
Product: Cyclin PHO80-like protein
Exons: 2
Coding region: 1-1377 (458 amino acids)
Biological process (GO): regulation of cyclin-dependent protein serine/threonine kinase activity
Cellular component (GO): cyclin-dependent protein kinase holoenzyme complex; nucleus
Molecular function (GO): cyclin-dependent protein serine/threonine kinase regulator activity; protein kinase binding
Source: RefSeq, a predicted model, not a curated record
AUGGGCUCCAUCGUGAUUACGAGCAGCGACGUGGUCAACCACUCCUUUCCCUACCAAACCAUGUUCGGUGCCGCCGCGCACUCGCACCACCAGCCGCACGAGUCUCAGCGAUCGACAUCCUCUCGGCCGUCGCACAACGACCAUCACGCCUCGCGCACUGCCUCUGCGCCCGUCGACACGCCCAUGUCGGACGCCGUGCCACAGCACUACAAUCCAUCCCAGACACCCUCGCAGCCCCCGCCGAGUCCGCGCUUCAAGCCGCACUCGUCGCAGAAGACGCCUACCCAGGCCGUCGCAGCCCCGCCAGCUCCACGCCCCGCCGUGCUGCCCUCGUCGUCGGCCUCGUCUUCGGCCCAGGCCUCGCCGCGGGCAACCGCCUCACCGAAGCGGAUAAAGGUGAAAAGCCUGUCUCACAUUCAGAGCUUCGCUGCCGAUGAGACCAGCCCUUUUUCGCAGACUCGCGCCGCACGUCGCGCGCGUGAGAACCCCAACGAGGUUGGCCCGCAGUAUGAGAUCAGCGAGAUGCCCGUGUCGGAUAUCAUUGAAAUGGUGGCAGGCCUCUUGACCAAGAUCACUACCACCAAUGACCGUCAGCACGAACAUUUGCAUCGGCAAAUACCCCCGCCCGAGGGGACUACCGGGCUCAGUCAGCAGACAACCAGCGUCCUCGCUUUCCACGGCAAGAACGUACCCACGAUUUCCAUCCUGAGCUAUCUUACCCGGAUACAUAAAUACUGUCCCACCACGUACGAGGUUUUCCUCAGCCUGCUGGUUUACUUCGACCGUAUGACCGAGCGCGUAAACUCCGGGCUGAUGCAGAGCCUCCGCCAGGCAAACCAACAGUCUUUGGAGCGCUCUGUGGCCGCCAGCGACGAGAGCCGGAAAAGCUCCAUGUCUAUGUCUGGGACUACGCUUGGCGGAUCAUCCCCGCGGCCAGAACAGGUUCAAGCUGCAACGCCUCCGCCAUCCGGCUCGCUUGGGAAGCCGGCCAAGCCAGGCGACGCCACAGUCAAAGACCAUCCGCCAUCGCCCCCACAGCAAAUAGACCCUCCGCUAGAGUGCGAUCCGUACAAUCUGUCUCAGUUCUUUGUUGUUGACAGCUUCAACAUCCAUCGGCUGGUCAUAGCCGGUGUCACUUGUGCAAGCAAGUUCUUUUCCGACAUCUUCUACACCAACUCGAGAUACGCCAAGGUUGGCGGGUUGCCGCUUGUAGAAUUGAACCACCUUGAACUUCAGUUCCUGUUGUUGAACGAUUUCCGUCUAGCCGUGCCGCUUGAGGAGAUGGAAGCUUACGGGACCAUGCUGGUUGAGUUCUAUGCACGCGAGGUCGUCGCGCAGCAGCAGCCACGCGCACAGCAGGCUGCUGCGCCUUCCUGA